Molecule: messenger RNA, 1516 nt
Organism: Perkinsus marinus ATCC 50983
Lineage: Eukaryota; Perkinsozoa; Perkinsida; Perkinsidae
Product: vacuolar ATP synthase subunit b, putative
Exons: 3
Coding region: 23-1516 (497 amino acids)
Biological process (GO): ATP metabolic process; proton transmembrane transport
Cellular component (GO): proton-transporting V-type ATPase, V1 domain
Molecular function (GO): ATP binding; proton-transporting ATPase activity, rotational mechanism
Source: RefSeq, a predicted model, not a curated record
AGUUUCCGAUUUUUUCCGUAUAAUGGCUACUAAGAUGGAUGCGGCUGCGAUUAACGCAGCUGCCGUGACCAGGGAUUAUACUAUCAAUCCUCGUGUUGAGUAUCAGACUAUCACUGGUGUUGAGGGUCCUUUGGUCAUCCUUGAUAACGUGAAGUUCCCCCAGUACAAUGAGAUUGUCAAUCUUACUUUGGCUGAUGGUUCAACCAGGCAGGGGCAGAUCUUGGAAGUUAACGGUUCUAAGGCCGUCGUUCAGGUCUUCGAGGGUACUAGUGGUGUGGAUAACAAGAACUGCUACAUUGAGCUUACGGGUGAUACCCUUAAGAUGCCUAUGUCCGAUGAGAUCAUGGGUCGUUCCUUCAACGGUUCCGGUCAGCCCAUCGAUAAGGGUCCUCAAGUCUUGGCUGAGGAGUACCUGCCUAUCAAUGGUUCCCCCAUUAACCCCAAGUCUCGUCAGUACCCUAAGGAGAUGAUUCAGACUGGUCUCUCUGCCUUGGAUACCAUGAACUCCGUGGUCCGUGGCCAGAAGCUACCUUUGUUCUCUGCUGCCGGUCUUCCUCAUAAUGAGAUCGCCGCCCAGGUGUGCCGUCAGGCUCAGCUUGUCCAAGGUAAGGAUAUCCAUGAUCACUCCAAGGAGAAUUUCUCUAUCAUUUUCGGAGCUAUGGGUGCCAAUAUGGAAACUGCCCGAUUCUUCCGUAAUGAUUUCGAGGAGAACGGUUCUAUGGAGAAUGUGGUCUUGUUCAUGAACUUGGCUAACGAUCCCACCAUUGAGCGUAUUGUCACUCCUCGUUUCGUGCUUACUGCUGCUGAGUACUUUGCCUACGAGCGUGAGCAGCAUGUCUUCGUCAUCUUGACUGAUAUGUCCUCUUAUGCUGAUGCUCUUCGUGAGGUCUCUGCUGCUCGUGAGGAAGUCCCCGGUCGUCGUGGUUACCCCGGUUACAUGUAUACCGAUCUCGCUACCAUCUACGAGCGUGCUGGUCGUGUUGAGGGCCGUAACGGUUCCAUCACUCAGUUCCCCAUCCUGACCAUGCCUAACGAUGAUAUUACUCAUCCUAUCCCUGAUCUUACCGGUUAUAUUACUGAGGGUCAGGUCUUCGUCGAUAGAUCUCUGCAUAACAGACAGGUGUAUCCCCCGAUUAACGUCUUGCCCUCUCUGUCACGUUUGAUGAAGUCCGGUAUUGGUCGUGGUAUGACUCGUGAGGAUCAUCCUAGUGUAUCCGAUCAGCUCUAUGCUAACUACGCCGUUGGUGUCGAUACUCGUGCCAUGAAGGCUGUCGUUGGUGAGGAGGCUCUUAGUGAGGAGGAUCACUUGUACUUGGAGUUCCUUGAUAAGUUCGAGUCCAAGUUCUUGAGCCAGGGUCCCUAUGAGAACCGUGAUAUCUUCCAGUCAUUGGAUAUCGCUUGGGAGCUUCUUCGUCUCUUCCCUGAGAGUAUGCUUAAGAAGGUGCCCCAGAAGGUCAAGGAUAAGUACUACCCUCGUGAUCGUGAGGCUCAGAAGGCCACUCAGGAGUCCAAGUAA